UUUCUGCGUCGAUACACCCUUUCAGGGUACUGUGCCUGUAUUUGACACGUACCCCAGUCUGAUAACCAAUGGAUCGGACCUGAAGUGUUGCAGUCGGUUUAAAGCUGACAGAUCUUUUAAAACAUUAGUGAACACUGGGUUCAUAACCUGAAAGCAUGGAGGCAGGAGCGCGUGACCCGGCAGCAGGUUCUCCAUACCUACAACCAUCCAAUAAGAAGAGAAAGAUCAGUAAAGACAUCAAACAGUCCACCCCCACCCCAUCCGAUCGAACCAGCACCAUGAAGCGUCUCUUUGGUUUUGAGAAGGAAGAUCUGUCCUCAUGGCAUCGACUGGUGUGUCUCCUGAAUCGCCCCACUGACCCGGCCUCACUCGGCAUUUUCCGUUUCUUGUUUGGUAUGUUAAUGGUGCUGGAUGUCACCCAGGAAAGAGGCCUCAGUCACCUGGACUACAAAUAUUUGGAUGGGGCACCCGUGUGCCGCUUCCCUCUUUUCAACUUCCUAAAGCCCCUUCCCAUGGACUGGAUGUUCUUUGUUUAUUUCGUCAUGUUCCUCGGCGCUGUUUGUAUCAUGCUUGGUGUUUUUUAUCGCUUUGCGUGUCUGAUGUUUAUAUCCUCUUACUGGUACGUGUUCUUCCUGGACAAAACGGCCUGGAACAACCACUCCUAUCUAUAUGGGCUUAUUAGCUUCCAGCUCACUCUCAUGGAUGCUAACAGAUACUGGUCAUUAGAUGGACUCCGAAAUCCCAGGAAGAGGAAUGCUCACGUACCCCUGUGGAACUACACUGUACUCAGAACUCAGAUUUUUAUAGUGUACUUCAUCGCCGGGGUCAAGAAACUGGAUGCUGAUUGGGUGGAGGGGUACUCGAUGAAAUACUUGGCACACCAUUGGUUAUUUGACCCAUUCAAAUUGAUUUUACCUGUGGAAUCGAUUAGUCUGAUGGUUAUCCAUGGUGGAGGUCUGAUCUUAGACCUCACAGCUGGGUAUCUGCUUUUCUUUGAUGCCACACGCCCCGUCGCCUUUUUCUUUGUGAGCUAUUUCCACUGCAUGAACUCCCAGCUCUUUAGCAUAGGAAUGUUUUCCUACACCAUGUUGUCUACGAGUGCUCUCUUCUGCUACGCUGAUUGGCCCAGGCGCUUUUUUGGCCGUUUUCCAGAAUUCCUGCGGCCUAUCCUGCCUUUCAUCUCUCCUCCGCCAUGCCCCAGUUCCUCUUGCGUGUACCCUAAUCCACCCAGUGGGUCCAGAGAGCAAAAUGAGGGUCACGCUGUCUCCAAACCAUCCAAACCUGGCUUCAAACACAAACUCGGGGCGAUCUUCACUAUCAUUUACAUCGCGGAGCAGUUCUUCCUUCCUUACUCACAUUUCAUCACACAGGGCUAUAAUAACUGGACCAAUGGACUGUAUGGUUACUCGUGGGACAUGAUGGUUCACUCUCGAUCACAUCAGCAUGUCAAGAUCACCUACAGAGACGGCGUCACAGGAGAGGUCGGAUACCUAAACCCUGGAGUUUUUACUCAGAGCCGGAGAUGGAAAGACCAUGGAGAUAUGUUGAAGCAGUACGCCACCUGCCUUAACCAAAAUCUGCCACGUUUUAAUAUCUCGGACCCGGAGAUCUACUUUGACAUUUGGGUGUCUAUUAAUGAUCGCUUUCAACAAAGGAUAUUUGACCCACGUAUUGACAUUGUGAGAGCUGAUUGGUCGCCGUUUCGCCCCAAUCCGUGGCUCAUGCCGCUGCUUGUGGACCUCUCUCCGUGGAGGACAAAAUUUGAGGAGAUCGAGGGAUCUUUAGACAAUCAGACCGAAGUGGUCUUCAUCGCUGACUUCCCAGGCCUUCAUCUUGAAAAUUAUGUCAGUGAAGAUCUGGGGAACACCAGCGUUCAGGUUCUGCAGGGUUUGGUGAAUGUUGAGAUGGUGGACGAGAAGAAGAACUAUAGUUUACAACCAGGAGAAAAGAUGCAGCUUCCAGCUGGUGCGUAUCACAAGGUCUACACUGUAUCUGAUAAGCCUUCAUGUUACAUGUACAUCUACGUCAAUACUACUGAGGCGGCGCUGCAGGAAAACUUUACGAAGCUUUUGGAAAUUCAGGAGAAAGUGCGAAAUGGAACAGAGACCGAACCUUUACCUCUAGAGUUGCAGCCGCUCAUCACUGGCCUCGAUGACAACGACUCAAAUGACAGCGUGAUCGACCCCGUAGUGCGAAUCUUCCUGAAACGCCAGAAACGCAUGCAGGCCGUGAAGAAAAGGCGAGAAGCUUCUUUGGUCGAGAGGUUCGAGAGAUUUGCCUCGAAGAAAUACUACUCGAUCAGACGAGGGUUCCUCAUGACAGCCAUUGCGUUGCGUAACCUGGCAGUGGGUUUGCCACCACUGGAGCAGCUGCAGAGGGAAGUGGCCUAUGCCAACCUGAAGGAACCAGAGGCAGAGACCAAUCAGAAUGAGCGUCUUAAAGAUGAGGUUGGGCACGGAGAACUGUAAGAAUGAGCCAAGGGGUGCCAGCCAAUUUAUAUUACAGCAAAUGAACAAAUGCUUUAGUAGGUCAGUAUUUCAGAGCAGUGUCUGUGAAAAGGUCAUUUAUUGUUUACAGGUUGAUCAAAGUUUUUUUUUUUAUCAUUUCACAUAGUAUCAUUUACUUAAACGGAUGAAAAAUUACAAUUCUG
Molecule: messenger RNA, 2650 nt
Organism: Paramisgurnus dabryanus
Lineage: Eukaryota; Metazoa; Chordata; Actinopteri; Cypriniformes; Cobitidae
Gene: ggcx
Product: gamma-glutamyl carboxylase
Biological process (GO): peptidyl-glutamic acid carboxylation
Molecular function (GO): vitamin binding; gamma-glutamyl carboxylase activity
Source: RefSeq, a predicted model, not a curated record